AUGUCUUUAAAUGAUCAAUUUAGCAUCCAUGAUGAUGGUAGUGAUGAUGAGAGUACUUCUAAACGUAAAAGAAGACAAACAUCAAAAGUUUGGGAUCACUUUACGAAGUUAUCUACCGAUAAUGAUGAGAAAACUAAAGUUCAAUGCAAUAUGUGUAAUCAUAUUUAUGUUGGUGGUCAUGGCACUAAGACAAUGUUGAGGCACAUGGAUUCUUGCCCGAAAAGGAACUUAGAUGAGGCUGAUUCUUCCAGGAAAAGUAUGCCACUAAAUCAAGAAAAAUAUAGAGAAAUGCUUGCUAGAGUAAUUGCAUUGCAUGGUUAUCCAUUCACUUUUGUCGAACAUCGAGGAAACCGUGAGUUGCAUAGUUUUCUAAAUUCUGAAGUCAAGCAUAUUUCAAGGAACACUGCUAAAACAGAUUUGAUCAAGUUGUACAAGAAAGAGAAAGGAAAUCUUAAACAAGCUUUAAAGCUAGUUCCUAGUAGAAUUUGUCUAACCACAGAUUUAUGGACUUCUUCCACCUCUGACUACUAUAUGUCUCUCACUGCACAUUAUGUUGAUGACUGUUGGAUAUUGCAGAAUAAGAUAUUAGCUCUAUCUCAUGUUUCACCCCCAUAUAGUGGAGCAAUUUUAGUAGAGAAGUUAUUUCAUUUGUUGAAGGAUUGGGGUAUUGAAAAAAGAAUUUUUACUGUUACCUUGGACAAUGCAUCAUAUAAUGAUGUUUUCAUGAGAAUUUUAAAAUAUCAUCCAGUUUUAGAAGAUCAUUUUGUUAGUAAUGGUGAUUUUUUGCAUGUGCGGUGUUGUGCUCAUAUUCUAAAUAUUGUUGUGCAAGAUGGGCUAAAGGUUAUUGAUAAAUCAUUGUCUAAGAUAAGAGAAUGCAUCAAGUAUGUGAAGAGUCCUCCUGGAAGAAAAAAGAAGUUUGCAGAGUGCAUAUAUUUUGGUGGAGUGUUUAAGAUUCAAAAAUGCAUAAUGGAGGAGAUGAAAAGUGAUGAUCAAGAUAUAAGAUCCAUGGCAAAUGAUAUGAAAAUAAAAUUUGAUAAAUAUUGGGAAUACUACAGUGUUAUUUUAUCAUUUGCAGUUAUUUUGGACCCCCGAUACAAGGUGAAGUAUGUAGAGUUUUGCUUUGAGAAAUUGGGAGUUAGUUCUGAUUAUGUGUUGACUAUAUUAGAGAAACUGAGAAAGCUUUACAAAGAAUAUGAGCGAGCAUCUCUAGAUACAUCUGUAGCUGAGAGCAGUGGUGAAGAGAACUUUGGAGAUGUCCCUAAUGAGUGGUGA
Asparagus officinalis (garden asparagus) is the source of this 1272-nucleotide messenger RNA. Its product is annotated as zinc finger BED domain-containing protein RICESLEEPER 2-like. Bases 1 to 1272 code for a protein of 423 amino acids. The transcript has a single exon. Gene Ontology annotation, molecular function: DNA binding. Lineage: Eukaryota; Viridiplantae; Streptophyta; Magnoliopsida; Asparagales; Asparagaceae. The record is from RefSeq and is a predicted model, not a curated record.